Messenger RNA from Micropterus dolomieu (smallmouth bass), 698 nucleotides. RefSeq names its product protein FAM163A-like. The coding region runs from base 47 to 517 and encodes 156 amino acids. NCBI's taxonomy places the organism in Eukaryota, Metazoa, Chordata, Actinopteri, Centrarchiformes, Centrarchidae. The record is from RefSeq and is a predicted model, not a curated record. The transcript has 3 exons.
GGAUUACAGAAACCUUUGUUGGACGGUUUGAUGGAGAUCUGGUCGAAUGUCAGCGGGAACUAUUGUUAUAUCCGGAGGAAUUCUCGCCGGAGUGAUACUGCUGUGCAUUGUAGCAGUGCUCUGUUACUGUAGACUCCAGUAUUACUGCUGUAAGAAGAAUGAUUCUGAGGUGGAUAUGGGCUCCGUGGUGGGAGCAGACCCUCUCUCCCACUUUCCCUGCAAUGCCUGUAAUGCCCUCGCCAUGGACGGCGCAACUAUCGCCCCCGUCUCUCUGGAUCAGCUGGACUCGGGUUCUCACCACAACCAUUGCCCCACCUGCUCACCGUACACCCUCCGCUCUGGACUCACAGACAACAUGCGAAACGGAGGGGAGCGGCUGGGCUUCCACACCUACUAUGAGAACCCGUCUGUCUCUCUCCCACUGUCUGCCAACCAGCAGAGCUCCUCCCCUCUGAGUUACUACAGUCCCACAGACAUGUUUCCUCCCCCGCCACGUCCCUACAGCACACAGGUCUGACCUCUGCUGUACCAUAAAGACACAUACUCACACAUAUAGAAAACCAUUGUGACAUACACAUGCCCUUUCGUUUGGGACUAAAUUCAGGUGAUGGAUUGCGAUACAGCACAAUUACACACAUGCCCACAUUACUGUACAUUCUCAAAGAUUCUAGACGGGGAGUGACCCAUAAAUUGAGCAA